Messenger RNA from Drosophila eugracilis, 2287 nucleotides. RefSeq lists its product as uncharacterized. The record is from RefSeq and is a predicted model, not a curated record. The transcript is spliced from 2 exons. Bases 1620 to 2066 code for a protein of 148 amino acids. Lineage: Eukaryota; Metazoa; Arthropoda; Insecta; Diptera; Drosophilidae.
GGGGGGAGGGGAAAGGUAGGGUUGAAUUAAGCAGUCGGCUUUAUAUCAAAAGCGAGAAGAGGGGGACCUCAUGGAGUGGUUUUUACACACUCAAGUUGCGAAAUAUAUUCCAACUCUUAUUGCUAAAAUAAGACGGCAUAAAAUUAAGACAGCAAUAAGGCGAAAUGGGAUUACCCUAAUUUGUGUAAUUUAUUGGAAAGGUUAAUGGAUUUUAUCACGAUUUGAUCUUAUGAUAAGUCUUAUUUCUAACUUUAAGUUUAUUUUAGACUUUGAAGAUCUUAAUCUUAAUAUAAAAAUGCCCAGAACUAGUCACCGAAUAAACCGCUAACUAAGCUCGUCCCAAUCUUGUCUUGUUUUUACAUAAAACGUGUAAAUUAACUUGCUAAUUUCACACACUUUGCUUAGAUUAACACCUAAGAUUAUUUAUAGCUUUGUUUGGUCAUCCCAAUCGGAUAAUAAAUAUCUGCUUAACGACUUCCUCUUCCAAUUGACCAACUUGAUCAGUGAACCAAUGAGCCCUCUUCUACCCUUCUCUGUGGUCAUAAAUGUAUGUCAAUUAUUGUUAAAAUACCUCAUAAAAGCUGCCCAAUAUUUUGCCUGGUUAAGUCCGAGGCCUGUGAUGCGGUUUCAGUUGUUGUUUUUUAUAUUUUUUUUAUUUUUCAUUCCUGGUCCCGGGAAGGAAGCAGCCGUGACAGAUGUUAAACCGCAACGGACAGGAACCAGGAUCCUGGUUCUAAAAGUAGGACCUCAUUGCCAGCUUGUCGAGUGCUCUUCGGCUUAACCCUUCCGGUGCGGAAAUACAGAACUCAAGCUUCUCGAAGGGAGGGUGACAAAGAGCAUAUAUAAUACGACCUCGAUUCGAAAGUGAUCGGCUAGCAGCUAGCUUUCCCAGUGACCUAAUCAAUCGAACGAACGAAGAAUGUCUUCCGAAUAUCAAACCACAUACAAAUUGAGAACAACGGCGCUGAAGAAGCGGAAAAAAGAAAGGCCACCGAAAAACAAGUUAGAAAUCUUUUUUGUUUUCCUCGUCUUUGGUUUUUGUUUUUCAGUUGCAGCGACGUUGACGACGACGCAUCAUUAAAAUAUUUUCCACUCUUUGGCUGGCUGUUUGGUGUUAAAUCAAAAACCACUUGAACGAAAUAAAAUCUUUCUCACAGUCAGCGGUCGCACAAUGGUAUAUGGCAUAAAGGGUGGUGGUAAUGGGGGGGGGAACCAACCGAGGAACAGCAAACAAAUUAUGAGAACGUUUCGGGAUCAAGACGAGAAGAAUGUUUUCUUUUUCUCGUCUCUUUGGUGGGUUCAGAUGAGUUCUUUUGGGCUUCUUUUGUCCAACCGACGAUGUCGUUGUUGUUAAAUUGAUGACAACAACAUCAGAAAUGCUGAAGCGUGCGCUUCAGAAAAUGUAUCUGCAUAGUUGCUGGAGAGAUACAAAAGCCGAACCCCCGAGAUACAUUUCGUUGUUGGGCUGGCUGCUGACCGUUUUGCGUAUCCGUGACGAUUUCUCGUUUACCUGUGCGACACAGACCCAAAAACCAGACAAUAAAUCAAUAAUCAAGCCGCCAAAAGACAGAGACAGAUAGAGAGAGAGGGAAAGAGAGAGCAGUCAGAUGGAUGGAUAGAUGGAUGGAUGGACGGAUUGGUUUAGAAUCGGAAUCGAAAAGCGACCAUACCGCGCGCGGGGUCUUAUCAUCAUUAUUCAAAGCGAGAGCCACCAACGCCGCCACCGCUGCCGCCACCGCCGUCGCCGACACAUAGAAAUGGGUAUAGGAAAAAAUAAUAAUAAUAACGAGAACAACAAACAGAGACCGAGGGAAAACAAAACAGAACCAAAAAUCGAACAAAACGAGUUCCAGCCUAGAGUUUGGUUUCUAAAAAGCCAUAAAACGACGACGAGUUUUGAUUUGAUUUUCGAGAUCCAAUCGACUGGCAUAGAACACAUGUACGGACGGACCAUCCAAAUAUGCGUGGAUGCUGUGGGAGAGAGUCGGACACAAAACCUCGACGGCGGCAACAACUCGUCAUCAGGUUCGGAGUAUCGGGCUCCACAGGGAGAACAAUAUUUCUGAGUCAAUAAGUUUAAAAAUUAUUCAAUUAUUUUAAGAACCAAUUCGAUUUUAUACUCCUUCUUUAUAAAAUACAUUUAAGUUGGGAAUCAUUCAUGGUUAAAUCUGCUUUUAGAACCUAUUUCUCGCAGUGUAGAAAGAAGAAAGAACAGUGAGACAGAGUCCAGUGGCAGCCCACGCCCGCGUUAUGAUUUUGUGGCCAUUUUAUAACUAACAACAUUCCA